Molecule: messenger RNA, 1337 nt
Organism: Anolis sagrei ordinatus
Lineage: Eukaryota; Metazoa; Chordata; Lepidosauria; Squamata; Anolidae
Source: RefSeq, a predicted model, not a curated record
UUUCAUCUAGGAAUAUUCAAGAGCACUUGCUCCAUCGAUGUGCGUUGGUUCCCUUUUGAUGUCCAGAAGUGUAAGCUGAAGUUCGGCUCUUGGACAUACGGUGGAUGGUCCCUGGAUUUGCAAAUGCAAGAAGCUGAAAUCUCAGGGUACAUUUCGAACGGCGAAUGGGAUUUGGUGGGUGUUCCUGGGAAAAGGACUGAAACCUUCUACGACUGUUGCAAAGAACCCUAUCCAGAUGUGACCUUCACGGUGACGAUGCGGCGGAGGACGUUGUAUUACGGGCUCAACCUCCUUGUCCCAUGCGUUCUCAUCUCCGCUCUCGCCCUUCUCGUUUUUCUGCUGCCGGCAGACUCUGGAGAGAAGAUCUCUCUUGGGAUAACCGUUCUAUUGUCUCUCACUGUUUUUAUGCUCCUGGUCGCUGAAAUUAUGCCAGCAACAUCCGAUUCAGUGCCAUUGAUAGCACAGUAUUUUGCCAGCACUAUGAUUAUUGUCGGCCUCUCUGUGGUUGUGACCGUCAUUGUGCUGCAAUAUCACCACCACGAUCCAGACGGGGGCAAAAUGCCCAAAUGGACCAGGAUCAUCCUUCUCAACUGGUGUGCCUGGUUCCUGAGGAUGAAGCGGCCUGGAGAGGACAAAGUCCGCCCUGCGUGCCAACACAAGCAACGCCGAUGUAGCAUGUCCAGCGUCGAGAUCAACACAGUCAGUGGGCAACAAUCCAGCAAUGGAAACAUGCUCUAUAUCGGAUUCAGAGGUCUGGAAGGAGUCCAUUGUACUCCAACCACCGACUCGGGUGUGAUUUGUGGAAGGAUGACGUGUUCCCCGACGGACGACGACAACCUCCUUCACAGCGGACAUCCUUCAGAAACCGACCCGGAUCUUGCUAAGAUCUUGGAGGAAGUCCGCUACAUCGCCAAUCGGUUCAGAGACCAAGACGAGGCGGAAGCCGUUUGCAACGAGUGGAAGUUUGCCGCUUCUGUCGUAGACCGCCUCUGCUUGAUGGCGUUUUCAGUUUUCACUAUCAUUUGCACCAUCGGCAUCCUGAUGUCAGCACCCAAUUUCGUCGAGGCCGUUUCAAAGGAUUUCGCUUGACAUGGGAAAUGUUGGCGAGCUAUAGAUUAAAAGGGGGGGGGAUAAGAGUUAAGUAGCAAUAGCCUGUUUGGUGCACUUAUAUACAGGAUGUGGGGAUGCAAACCAUGUUGGGGUGGGCACGGUAUUACAAAAGGACGUUAUAACUAUUAAUAGUCCGGGCAAUUGUCCUGGGACAUGUGUAUACUGCAUCACCAUCCCUUGAGAUAACCACGUUUGGUGUUUGGAAUAAAUUAUUUAAAUUAAGUCUA